Messenger RNA from Pseudomyrmex gracilis, 3622 nucleotides. RefSeq names its product structural maintenance of chromosomes protein 2 (gene SMC2). Bases 82 to 3606 code for a protein of 1174 amino acids. Gene Ontology annotation, molecular function: ATP hydrolysis activity; ATP binding; protein binding. NCBI's taxonomy places the organism in Eukaryota, Metazoa, Arthropoda, Insecta, Hymenoptera, Formicidae. The transcript has 8 exons. Gene Ontology annotation, cellular component: chromosome. The record is from RefSeq and is a predicted model, not a curated record. Gene Ontology annotation, biological process: chromosome organization.
AAAUUUUGUAGUGUGUGCACGAUGCGCGUGAGAGGACGAAUCUUUUAGGCGCGAAAACAAUACAAACAUUUGUCACUUAUCAUGUAUAUAAAGUCGAUGAUACUGGAGGGAUUCAAGUCCUAUGGCAAAAGAAUCGAGGUAAACGGUUUCGACAAAGAAUUUAACGCGAUUACUGGAUUCAACGGUAGUGGAAAAUCAAAUAUCUUGGACGCAAUAUGUUUUGUUUUGGGCAUUACAAAUCUUGGACAGGUACGUGCUACCUCUUUACAAGAUUUAGUAUACAAGUCAGGUCAGGCAGGUAUAAAGAAAGCUAGUGUCACAAUAUUAUUUGACAAUUCUGAUAAGAAUUCAUCCCCUAUGGGUUAUGAAGAGUAUGAUGAAAUUAUAAUAACAAGACAAGUUAUAAUUGGUGGUUCUAAUAAAUACAUGAUUAACGGGAGAAAUGUACCAAACAAACGUGUACAAGACUUGUUUUGUUCAGUGCAAUUGAAUGUAAAUAAUCCACACUUUUUAAUCAUGCAAGGUAGAAUAACAAAAGUAUUGAAUAUGAAGCCUCCAGAAAUUUUGUCUAUGCUUGAAGAAGCAGCAGGAACAAAAAUGUAUGAAAAAAAGAAACAAUCUGCACUGACAACUAUAGAAAAAAAGGAUAGCAAAUUAAGGGAGAUUAAUGAUAUUUUAAAAGAAGAGAUUGGUCCAAGGUUGGACAAAUUGAAAGAAGAAAGAACGCAAUAUGUAGAAUUUCAACGUUUAGAAAGAGAGCUGGAACAUUGCAAAAGAAUUCAUCUUGCAUGGAAAUAUGUCACAGCUUUGGAAAAUAGUCAGAAAACCGAAGAGGACGUCACGAUAGUACAAAACAAAAUAGAUGCAAACUUAAGAAACAUAGCUGCUGGCGAAGAAGAAAUUAAGGAUAUAGAUCAGAAAUACGACGCAUUAUUGAAGAAAAAAGAAGCAGAAAAAGGUGGCAUAUUAGAAUCUUUAGAGCAAAAACUGCAAGAAUGGGAGAAAAAACAGUUUAAAUUGGCGGCUGAAGUGAACAGUAAUAAAGAGAACAUUAAAAGCACAAAGAAAACAAUUGAACAAAUAAAAACCAACAUAGCUGACGAUAAAAACGCGCUCGUAUUGAAGGAAAAAGAAUUGGAAAAAGUCGGGGGACUUUUUCAAAAGUUAAAAGAGAUGGAUCAGAAAGAUAGCGAAGCAGUACUAGAGGCACAAGAAAAAUACCAGAAAAUCAGCGCGGGACUGCUGGAAAGUGAAGAUGGUGAAAACGCGACGUUGGAGCAACAACUAAUACAUGCAAAACAAAGUGUCACACAGGCACAAACUGAACUUAAACAAUGCGAAAUGACAUUAAAUCACAACAGACAACAAUUAAGUAAGAAACAAAAAGAAAUGCAAAAUACAGCGAGCGAAUAUCAGAAAUGUAAUGUGGGUUUGGAAACGAAAGAGAAGGAAUUGAAAAAUUUGGAAAAUAAUUUACAAAAAUUGAAUUAUAAGGACGGGCUUUCGCAAGACUUAAACACGCAAAGAAGUAACUUGAUUGCGGAAAUAAGACAACUGCGUGAGAAAGUGGAUCAGUUUGAAUCAAGAUAUCCUCAAACGAGAUUCGAAUAUCGUAAUCCGGAAUCUAAUUUUAAUGCGAAAUCUGUUAAAGGCAUUAUUUGCAAAUUGAUGAAUGUAAAGGAUAAGAGAGCCGCGUACGCCUUGGAAAUUGCUGCAGGAGGAAAACUUUAUAAUGUAGUAGUGGACACCGAAACCACAAGUAAAAAACUUCUUCAACAUGGACAGUUGCAACAACGAGUUACAAUUAUUCCGCUUAAUAGAGUGUCUGGUAGAUUCAUGGAUCAACAGACAGUCGCUCUGGCAGAAAAACUGGUUGGAAAAGAGAAUGUUCAGCCUGCUCUGUCUCUCAUAGAUUUCCCGAAGGAAGUUACUCCAGCAAUGACUUGGGUGUUCGGCCAGAUAUUCGUAUGCAAAGAUAUGGAAACCGCCAAGAAAAUAGCAUUUCAUGAGAAAAUUAUGAAGAAAUGCGUUACUUUGGAAGGCGAUCUCUUUGAUCCAGCUGGUACAUUGUCCGGUGGUGCGCCGUCGAAAACUGGAUCGAUUCUAUUGAAACUAGAGGAAUUCAAAGAAGUUCAGAACAAACUGAAUGAAAAAGAACGUCUCCUAAAAGACGUAGAAACUAAGUUAACCAAUAUUGCACAAAUUGCGGAAAAGUAUGCGUCGUUAAAACAAAAACAUGAUCUGUUAACAUAUGAAAUUGGUACAAUCCGGCAGAGGUUGGAACAAACCAGUCAUCACAAGAUCAAGGAAGAGAUGGAUUCUCUAUCUGCGUCUAUUGAAGAACUCACACAAAGGAUGACUGCAGCAAAGAAGUUGGAGCACGAUAGUGCGAAACGUGCAAAAGUCAUAGAAGCCAAGUUAAACGAUGCAGAAAACGUUCGUGAAAAACAAUUGAAGAACGCCGAGAACUAUUUAAAUGUUUUAAAAAAGAAAGCGGAACAAAGUCGCAAAGAAUGGCAGAAAAGGGAACAAGAAUCGGAAACACUCGAGUUGGAGAUAGUGGAAUUGCGAAAGACCAUUGAAAGCGGUAACGAGCAAUUGCGUCAAGCGACAGAGGAAAUUAACACGUUUGAAAACAAAGGAAAAACUCUUGGAGAAGAAUUGGGACAGGUGAAAAUCGAAGUUCAAGAGCUGCAGGACAGCAUCAAGGAACAAAAGAACAUAAUAAAUCAGCAAAAUAAAGAUAUGAAAAAUUUGAUAGCAAGAAAAGAGGAUAUUAUUAAACAAAACAAGGAACUGCAACUCGACAUUAAAAAGUUGAAUCACGAAAUUAACGACAUCAAAAAAAGCGCAGAGAGUUGCAGACGUAAAGUUACAGAGCUCGCGAAUAAGUACGAUUGGAUUGAACAGGAAAAAGCUUAUUUCGGAAAGAAAGGUGGUAUAUAUGAUUUCGAAAUUAACAAACCAGAAGAAUUGUUACAAAAAAUACAAUAUAUGGAAGGAGUACGCGAAAAGUCACGUCGUAAUAUCAAUACGCGAUCGAUCAAUCUUCUUGACAAGGAGGAAGAACAAUAUAACGAUACGUUAAAAAAGAAAAGAAUAGUCGAAAAUGAUAAAAACAAAAUUCUCGAAACAAUUAAACACUUGGAUAAACAGAAGAAGGAAACUUUGAUCAAAGCUUGGGAACAGGUCAACAAAGACUUUGGUUCGAUAUUUAGUACCUUACUGCCAGGAGCCGAGGCCAAGUUACAACCGCCGGAAAACGAAACGAUCACAACUGGUUUAGAAGUGAAGGUCGGAUUUUCGGGUUUGUGGAAAGAAUCGUUGGGAGAAUUAUCCGGAGGUCAGAAAUCCUUGGUUGCCUUGUCGUUAGUUUUAGCUAUGUUAUUGUACAAACCAGCGCCGCUUUAUAUUUUGGACGAAGUAGACGCUGCUUUAGAUCUUUCGCACACAGAAAAUAUAGGUAUAAUGUUGAAGAGACAUUUCAAACAUUCACAAUUCAUUGUUGUCUCGUUAAAAGACGGUAUGUUUAACAAUGCCAACGUUUUAUUUACAACUAGAUUUAUUGAUGGCAUGUCAACAAUAAGUAGAACCGAAAAGAAAUGAGAUCUAAAUAUAUUGC